Sitophilus oryzae (rice weevil) is the source of this 912-nucleotide messenger RNA. RefSeq names its product circadian clock-controlled protein-like. NCBI's taxonomy places the organism in Eukaryota, Metazoa, Arthropoda, Insecta, Coleoptera, Curculionidae. The transcript is spliced from 5 exons. The coding region runs from base 86 to 811 and encodes 241 amino acids. The record is from RefSeq and is a predicted model, not a curated record.
UGAUACUGCGCUAAAUAUUACACCGUUACAAUAUACUACACCGAGACUUCGUUCACAUAACUAUAUUUUCGCAAACAAUAAAAUAAUGAUAGCAGCUUUAAACAUAGUGAUACUUCUAACGCUUCUCUGCUAUUGCGAUGGAAUAGAAUUGACAUUCUGUAAGUCCACUGAAAAGGAUUUUAAAAACUGUUUGAAGAAGUCAGCGCAGGAAAUUAUACUGUUAUCGAAAAACGAUAUUCCUGAAUUUGAUUUGCCAAGUCUGGCUGUCUAUAAAACUCCGAGCGUAACAAUUCAGGCUGGCAUUGGAGCUGUAGAUUUAGUACAACAUUAUAAAAAUGUAGAAAUAUAUGGUGUGACCGAUGCUGUAGUAAAUGAUGCGUAUUUUGACAAAGAUAAGAAAAUAUUUGGUUUGACCCUAACAAUACCAAAAUACACUCAAAAAGCUGACUAUACAAUAGAAGGAAAAUUGCUCUCCGUACCUGUUGUAGGAUCUGGACCAUCCAUACUAGAAUUUGAUAACCUUCAAAUGAAAAAUGUCCUUCAUUUAGAAGAGUACCCCAGAGACGGCAAAACUUAUUACAAGGUCAAAUCCUAUGACUUGGAUCUGUCCACUACAAAACUUUACAGCCAUUUUGAUAACAUGUUUAACGGAAAUAAGCUGUUGGGUGAUAAUAUCAAUAAGUUAUUGAACGACGAAUGGGAAGUGGUUUUUCAGGAUACCAAAUCAGCAAUUGAGAAUGCAGUUAAAGCCAUUAUACAGCCUUACAUACAGCACUUCUUCGAUAAGGUACCAGCAGACGAACUAUUUUAGGAUUUUGAAGGAUCUAUGUGAAUUUUAUUUUACUUACGAGUACGUAAAAUUAUACUUUUUAUGUUGUUUGUUUUUGUAAUAAAGAAAUUGAAUAAUUGAGA